AUGCUCGUCGACCAGAGUUGGUCACUUGUCUUAAAUGCUAUUAUUGAAAGUUAUUUGAACGAAAGCCCCAUCUGUAUAUUUUGGAAUAAUAUGUUUGAGUUUAAACUGUUACAAGGCGCGGAUUAUAACAGUUCUGAGGGAAUAAAUAUUCAAAUAUAGAAUGCCGAUGUGGUCGACAUAGGAUUAAGGAAAAAAGCGCUUCAAGAGAAAGAUUUGCCGUUUGAAGACCUUCUGUUCAAGAUUACUAUAUCUAUUGAGUUGACGCACUGUGAGACGUUUGUUGUUUUCGACGAAGACAAUGGCCAGUUUGUAGAUGCCUUUACUAAGGCUUCUGUAUACUCAAUAUGGCGGUCUUUACACAAUAAAUUCGAUUCUGCGCAUGUUGCACACGAAUUAAAAGAAUCAAAGCAUAGUUUUUUUUUAGAUCAACCAAACAUCCUAUUUGUUGUGCGAAAUCGUUCAUCCGGCACUGUUUUCGAGUUAAAAACCAACAAAUAUGUUGGACCAAAAUCUGGGAAGCCUGCCCAGCUAAGACUGAUCGACAGAUACUUGGCCUCUGAGCAGCGAUUUCAGUUGGGAAAAUUCUUAUUCCCGGACAAACUUAAGGACUUGCAGGGUCGAGAAGUAAUCAUUGCUGGGUUUGAUUACCGACCCUACACUGUAAUAAAGCAUAACAUUAAGGCCAACGCACGCGACAUAGGUGUUACCAAGGAUUCAGAAUUAAAAGAUGUCCACAUUGAUGGAACUGAAACUCGUAUUGUUUUAAAUUUCUGUGAGAAAUUCAAUUGUACAGUCCAAGUCGAUACAUCUGACGCGGACGAUUGGGGCAAUGUUUAUCCAAAUAUAUCUGGAGAUGGAGCUCUUGGUAUGGUUAUCAAUCAAAAGGCGGAUAUAUGCAUUGGAGCAAUGUACUCUUGGUCUGAAGACUACACAUAUUUAGAUCUCUCUAUGUAUCUUGUGCGUUCGGGAAUAACUUGUCUUGUUCCAGCACCUCUGCGACAAGCUAGUUGGUACCUUCCUUUGGAGCCUUUUCAAGAAGCUCUAUGGGCUGCAGUCCUGGUAUGUCUAUGUAUGGAAACUGUAGGAUUGGUUUUAGGCUUAAGAGGUGAGCAGGCACUAUACCUAGCGGCAAGCGAUAGAGACGGCUGGUGGAUUUGUACAAAGUUCGGACUGUCUACGACAUUUAAGCUUUUCGUAUCUCAAUCGGGAGGCAGCAAAGCUAGUUCUCUUACAGUUCGUGUGCUGCUUUUUGCCUGCUUUCUUAACGACUUAAUCAUUACAAGCAUAUAUAGCGGCGGCCUUGCCAGUAUAUUGACAAUUCCAAGUAUGGAUGAGGCGGCUGACUCAGUCCACCGUUUGCGAUCGCACCGAUUACAAUGGGCAGCUAACUCUGAGGCUUGGGUCUCAGCUAUCAGAGGGUCUGAAGAGCCAAUGGAUAAGGAUUUGUUAAACAAUUUUCACAUCUAUAGCGACGAUCAGCUACUUAAACUAGCCCAGGAGCAGCGAGUGCGCAUUGGAUUUACAGUUGAGCGUUUGCCCUUUGGUCAUUUUGCCAUCGGCAACUAUUUGGUGCCUCAAGCGAUUGAUCAGUUAGUUAUCAUGCAGGAUGACAUAUAUUUCCAGUACACGGUCGCUUUUGUUCCCAGACUGUGGCCACUUCUUGAGCAAUUCAAUACACUAAUCUACAACUGGCAUUCGUCUGGCCUCGACAAAUACUGGGAAUACCGUGUAAUAGCCGAUAACCUAAAUCUGAAGACACAACAACAAGUCGAGGAAACUAUGUCCGGCAGAAAAGAAGACAUUGGUCCAGUCAUGCUUGGAAUGUCUAACUUUGCUGGAUUUUUAAUUCUUUGGAUAUUAGGAUCCGCUGUAGCCAUAUUUGUUUUUUUGAUAGAGCUACUUUAUACGAAGUAUAUACAAAUACAUUAUAAAGAUAAAAAGACAAACUCAAUGCAUUGAAUCUAAAUUUAAUCAAAAAUGUAUAUCUCACUAAUCCAAGAAAACAAAUUAAUUUUUAUUUAUUUUUAACCUUGCAAAU
Drosophila elegans is the source of this 2038-nucleotide messenger RNA. RefSeq lists its product as uncharacterized. Lineage: Eukaryota; Metazoa; Arthropoda; Insecta; Diptera; Drosophilidae. Gene Ontology annotation, cellular component: membrane. The record is from RefSeq and is a predicted model, not a curated record. Gene Ontology annotation, molecular function: ligand-gated monoatomic ion channel activity.